Messenger RNA from Diversispora eburnea, 434 nucleotides. NCBI's taxonomy places the organism in Eukaryota, Fungi, Glomeromycota, Glomeromycetes, Diversisporales, Diversisporaceae. The record is from the annotation of a GenBank genome assembly.
CUUUAGGGCUCGUUCACUUAGGCGCUUCGUCUAAAAUCUGGAUCAAGUAUGGUGACGGGCAACCAGUAAAAAUUGUUUUCAAUGGAGAGGAUGUAGAUGACUUGAAAGAAACGAUCAAGAAAAAACUUUCAAGUAAGUUAGGUGAUAUUGAUAUUGACGACAUUAUUCUAAGAAGACAUGAAGACAACGACGACCUAGAUCCUGGGUUUGUUGUAGACAAGAGCUUUGAGAAUACCUCGAACACGCCAUUACAAGUUAUUGUAAAUGCACCUUUGACGUCAAAACGUAAAUAUGAAGAGUCAGGAGAUUUAAAAGAGAUCGUAAAAAGUGGAAUGAAAGAAUUCUCCCAGCAAAAUCAACCAAUAGAAUGCGAUCCAUUCUUGUGGGAUAUGGAAACUGAUGAAGAUAGACAAAUGUCCGAAGUUGAGAAAUGA